AUGGCCGCCCAUGACCAUGAACUAAGUUACACCCGUGUCCUCAACAAGGCUACACCGCAGUCUUCAACAAGGCUACACCUGUGUCCUCAACAAGGCUACACCCGCGUCCUCAACAAUGCUACCGCGUCUUCAACAACGCUACACCCGCGUCCUCAACAAGGCUACACACGCGUCCUCAACAAGGCUACACCCGCGUCCUCAACAAAGCUACACCCGUCCUCAACAAGGCUACACCGCACAUCCUCAACAAGGCUACACCGCGUCCUCAACAAGGCUACACCGCGUCCUCACAAAGGCUACACCCGCGUCCUCAACAAGGCUACCCGCGUCCUCAACAAGGCUACGCGUCUUCAACAACACUACACCCGCGUCCUCAACAAGGCCCCGCGCUACACCAACGUCCUCAACAAGGCUACACCCGCGUCCUCAACAAGGCUACACCCGCGUCCUCAACGAGGCUACACCCACGUCAUUAACAAGGCUACCAGCGUCUUCAACAAGGCUACACCCGAUUCACAACAAGGCUACACCAGCGUCCUCAACAAGGCUACCCGCGUCCUCAACAAGGCUACACCGCGUCCUCAAAGGCUACACCCGCGUCUUCAACAAGGCUACACACCGCGUCCUCAACAAGGCUACACCCGCCUCCUCAACAAGGCUACACCGCGUCAUCAACAGGCUACACCCGCGUCUUCAACAAGGCUACACACCGCGUCCUCAACGGGCUACACCCGCCUCCUCAACGAGGCUACACCAGCGCUACCCACGUCCUCCACAGAGCUACACCCGCGUCCUCUAAGCUACACCCGCGUCCUCCACAAGGCUACACCCACCUCCUCUACAGGCCACCAGCCACCUCUCUGCAUGUUCACCUCCUCCACAAAGGCUCACCCGCCUCCUCUACAAGCUACACCACCCACCUCUACAAGGCUACGCCCACGUCCUCUCAGGCCACCGCCACCUCUAGGCUACACGCCAUACACGCUGCCUCCUCUACAGGCUACACAGCCACCUCCUACAGGCUACCCACCUCCUCUACAAGGCUACACCGCCUCCUCAGGCUACCCGCCUCCUCUACAAGGCUACACCCGCCUCCUCUACAAGGCUACACCCGCCUCCUCUACAAGGCUACCACACCCGCCUCCUCUGCUACACCCGCCUCCUCUACAAGCUACACCACCUCCUCUAAGCUACACCCGCCUCUUCAACAAGGCUACUCGCCUCCUCAACAAGGAUACACCGCGUCCUCAACAAGGCUACCUACCUCCUCAACAAGACUACACCGCGUCCUCAACAAGCUACACCCGCCUCCUCUACAAGCUACACCCGCCUCCUCUACAGGCUACACCGCCUCCUCUACAAGCUACACCGCCUCCUCUAAGGCUACACCGCCUCCUCAACAAGGCUACACCCACCCACUCCUCUACAGGCUACACCCUCUCCUCUACAAGCUACACCUGCCUCCUCUACAAGGCUACACCCGCCUCCUCUGAGGCUACCACGUCCUCAACAAGGCUACACCGCGUCUUCAACAAGGCUACACCCGCAUCCUCUCAAGCCCACCCGCCUCCUCAACAAGGCUACACCGCGUCCUCAACAAGGCUACACCCGCGUCCUCAACAAAGCCACCCGCGUCUCAACAAGGCUACCGCCUCCCUCUACAAGGCUACCCGCGUCCUCAACAGGCUACACCCGCGUCCUCUGCAAAGGCUACACCGCGUCCUCAACAAGGCUACACCCGCACGUCUUCAACAAGGCUACCUCGCCUCCUCAACAAGGCUACACCCGCGUCCUCAACAAGGCUACACCUACCUCCUAAACAAGACUACACCCGCCGUCCUCAACAAGGCUACACCCACCUCCUCUACAAAGGCUACACCCGCCUCCUCUACAAACUACACCAGCCUCCUCAACAAGGCUACACCGCCUCCUCUACAAGACUACACCCCGCGUCCUCAACAAAGCUACACCCACCUUCUCCAACACGGCUACACCCGCGUCCUCAACAAGGCUACACCCGCGUCCUUCAACAGGCUACACCGCGCUCCUCAACAGGCUACACCCGCCUCCUCAACAAGGCUACACCCGCGUCCUCAACAGGCUACCCGCGUCCUCAACAAAGCUACGCGUCCUCAACAGGCUACACACGCCUCCUCUACAAGGCUACACCCGCGUCCUCAACAAGGCUACACCCGCCUCCUCUAA
Homarus americanus (American lobster) is the source of this 2205-nucleotide messenger RNA. RefSeq names its product proline-rich protein 36-like. The coding region runs from base 1 to 2205 and encodes 734 amino acids. The record is from RefSeq and is a predicted model, not a curated record. Lineage: Eukaryota; Metazoa; Arthropoda; Malacostraca; Decapoda; Nephropidae. The transcript is spliced from 8 exons.